AUGGCACUCAAUGGCACGAAUCUAACAGCAUCAACAUCCCAGCUGCCCCAACCAUCCUCCGACUUCAUCGACGGGUUCAUCCCCUACACAAACGGCUUCGAUGAGCCACCAAUCGAGAUUCUCGAACAAGAACUUCCUGUCGUGCUCGAUGGACAAGUACCCCUUGGUGAGGUGGUCUCUAGAGUGGCUCAAGCAUGUUACGCGGAAUUGAGCGAGAUGGCUGAAACCCUCCCAAGCAUGUCAGACAGCGCUCGCAAACGCAAGCUCGCAGACUUCGUAGUGGCUUGGAAGAAACAGAUCGUCAAGCUCUACGCAGUAGCAAAAUGGUCUCGAGACGCCAAUGUUGUUCAGAAAUGCAUGAACAUUACGGCAUUCCUCAUGAAUCAAAAUCGACAAUUUGAAGAUGUAAUCGAGGGCUUGAAAUACGCAAAAUCCAGUCUGGACCCUGCCAGGCUGCGAAAUCAUGACCUUCUUACGUCUUUGGACGUACUUACGACGGGAUCGUAUCGGCGGCUACCUACUGGAAUCAAGAAGGCCAUAGUGCCACCUACCCCUCUGACUGACGAGCAGGUCGCGAAAACGUUAUCAGACAUCGAGUCGCUCAUCCGAUACCGUCUGCGAAUGCGGGAAAUCAUACCCAUCGAGAUGUCCAAAUAUCGAAUACAUGAUGGCCGAGUCUUUUUUCGAGUGCCAAAGUUCUUUGAGAUGUCGUUAUGCCUCCGCGGAGGCAACGAGGACGAUGGCUGGUUUUUCGUCCAUGUCGAAUUUCUUUUCAAUGUAGGCGGUGACCCAACAGGGAUGCAAGAGUUUCCUCAAAAGCCCACUGGAGUUCUCAAACGCCAUAUCACUGACGAAGCAGACGCUCGCCUAGCGUACUACCUUCCCCUCCCUGCUGAUCUGCCACCACCUCCUCCCGGCGUCAACCUUCCGCCAGUACCCCAUCUUCCCGAAGGGACAGUCGACGCACCUCUCGUCCGAGUAUUCAAUUUUCUCCAGAUGAUGUCCAUGUCGUAUCAAUUGGAGAUCCUAUGGUACCAGGCAGAGCGCAUGCGCUCCCUCGGCUGGGCUGACUUCCUCACAGUCGAAAUGAGUCGAGAUCGCAAGACGCUCACAGUCAGCUACUGGAUUCGCAAGCCCCCGCCUAUGAUGCGCACCAAGGUCCCAUUGUUAGGCGGGACUGUCAGCAUCGCGCUGAUGUCCACCCCUGGCCCACGACGCUCGCCAACGGCCCGCGUACUUGCCGAGCUGCAAGAAAAAUCGAAGAUGUCUAGUUCAAGCAAACGACCGUCAGAUCCCGUCGAGGGCAUGCAGUGGCACGUUAAAUGGCAACCAGAACCAGGCGCGUUGGGGGUCAAGAUAUUACCUGAUGACGGGCUCUUGGCCGACGGCGAAGUAGCGGUUGAUGCCAGCGAUCUGGAUUUCGAGCGACUGCUGAGGCAGGUCAUCGAGAAGCACACACGGGCAAUUUUCAGAGUGCUGUACAUGCGACUCCAACGGGGCCCCGUCUUCUCUGUACCAAAUGCAGUCACCGUUUCUGAAAUCGAUGGCCAUAUCGCUUUGAACGUGCAUCUCUGUGCGGACGAACACAUUGUUGUGACCAUCGACCCGCGCACUGGGCGACUCAACGCGCGCGACAUCGGUGAUAUCAGUGCGACGGGGCGUGGUCCACGGUUCGCUGCCUUCUCUAAAAAUCUUAACGAAGAUUCGAGCAUACUGCUUGAAGCACUCAUGCGGCUUCGCAUCCUCACAAUCAUCUCGCUUGCGGAGCAAAAGGCUACCUAUCUUGGUCUGCAGACUCACCGAAACAAGAACUUCCCCAACGAGGAGUUGGUGAAACUAGGCCCUUCAGCCCGUGGCUAUCUAUUCAUCAAACUGACCCCCUUCCCCAAUCACCAUCUGGUGCUCGUCGUCAUGGACGACGACUUCCGGUACGCGCUGAUCAGUGUCAAGGCUGUCUUGAAAGGCAUGUACCAGAAACUCGUCAUGGAGGACAUCGGGUGGUUGAACGUAGAGCGGAUAUGUGCGCAUGGGCGAGAGGUUGACAUUGCUGAGAACGAGGUCAGUUUGGGGAAGCGGAAGAGGGACGCGGGAAUGGACAGCAAGGCAUCCACGAAGUUCAAGUUGGAAACACAGGUCCUUCGAGAGCUCUAUGCCUACUGUUGCGCGCGGGUUGCACACACUAAGGUCGAACAGCAAUUCAAAGCGCGAGGGAUACCUUACAAUCAUAUCUACCCAUCUUCCCCCGCACUGACUCCUUCCCUGCCUGCUUCCCUGGCACACCUACAUUCAGCACUUUCACACAAGAUCCCCGCCCUAUGCGUCAAGUCCUCCGACAUCCUCUCAGGAUCACCUGCCUUUGAAGCUGCUAUGCCCAAUAUCCGCGUCAUACCACUGAGCUGGUGGUCCGUUUCCGCGUCCGCCGGGGUCGUCACCUGUGUGAAGCUGAAGUACGUGCAGCAGCCAGUCGGGCGCCGCGCGCGGCUGGGUAAAGGCGUGAUCAGGCCAUCGAAACGGAUCGUGUACGACGCGAAUGAGGCGGUAGUGUGUUUCUUGUCCGAGAAAGUGGAGGGCUGUGUGGAUGAGUUUUUGGAGGAGUGGGCGAGCGUGUCGAAGAUCGUCGUGAUUGCGCGAGAAGUGGCUGAGAUGGCGAAAGAGAAACGGUGGGAGGAUGUCCGGAUACUGUCCUUUGAUCUUCAAACCAUCGAGUUCGCUUACGCAUCUGACUACACGGUCUCGAUCACCUGCACAGAUCAGCUCAGCGCGACCGGCGGAAGCUAUAAUCUCCACUUCUCGCGCCAACUCCCUCCCUCCCCAAUCAACGCUUCCGGCCCUUCUAUCGCCUCCGGCGGCGCCCUCAACAGCCAUUCAUAUACUUCAACAUCUAACUCGUUUGACGACCUGUUCGAUGCGCAGUCGCCUUCGAGUGGUCGUGCAUUCAACCCGCACUCGGACGCUGUAUCGUUCCUACGGCACAUCUUGCGGCAAGGAAAGCUGUCGGCAACGCUACCGACGCUCGUAGCGCUCCUGCGAGAUACGGUACCCGUCGUGGAAGUCAUUGAAGAAAUCCGUGCGUGGGCAGAACAGAGAAAUAGUCGUGUCGACGUGGACGCGUUUCCGAAGGCCGCGGGGUGGUGGCGCGUGCAGUUUUCAGUCACCCCUAGUGCCGCAUCAGCUCCGGCUUCGGGUGUGAUGAGGCAGCGGUAUGGGCUUGAUAUGCGGCUGAUGAAAGGCGAGCGUGUGGCAAUGCUCGAUGCUGCACGCUCGCUGUUCCUUCCUUUCUCGUCUGCCGCUUCUUCGACAACCGCGCCCGCCAGCUCCUCGUCGCGGCCAGGCGCACUCGGCGCGCUCGUGCUACAGCCCAUUCCGGGCUUCCAGCAAAUAGUGGAGCACGCGCUGCGGGACAUGAAGGGCGCGCGGAUCGCGGUCGUGGAUGUCGCGGUCGUGUGUGCGGUGAAGGAUUUGCGGGCGGUGGGGCGACGGGUUUGGGAGGCCGUAUGCAGGGAGCUGGGAACAGGUGCAAGUGCAAGUGCAGGUGCAAGUGCAGGUACAGCGGCUGGUGCAGUUGGGGGCAUAGGAAUGAGCCCGGGAAAAGCGAAGGCUAAGGGGACAGUCAGAGCUGGUGCCAUUCCAAUGCCCAUACCGGUGGGGAGUCAGGUUGGGUGA
Molecule: messenger RNA, 3663 nt
Organism: Heterobasidion irregulare TC 32-1
Lineage: Eukaryota; Fungi; Basidiomycota; Agaricomycetes; Russulales; Bondarzewiaceae
Exons: 20
Coding region: 1-3663 (1220 amino acids)
Biological process (GO): regulation of transcription by RNA polymerase II
Cellular component (GO): core mediator complex; mediator complex
Molecular function (GO): transcription coregulator activity
Source: RefSeq, a predicted model, not a curated record